This is a messenger RNA of Dentiscutata heterogama, 745 nucleotides long. The record is from the annotation of a GenBank genome assembly. NCBI's taxonomy places the organism in Eukaryota, Fungi, Glomeromycota, Glomeromycetes, Diversisporales, Gigasporaceae.
AUGUCUAUUGCUUCAUCUUGUGGAUCGCUUCCUCCUGUAAAAAGUGAUUAUGAGCCAAAGGGCAUAAUUACAAAAGUUUCUGAUCUAGAUGUCUAUUGUGCAAUUCCUGACUCAUUCGCUGAAGCUCAAACUAAAAAUGCGGUUAUCAUCUGUUAUGAUAUUUUUGGUUUUCAUGAAAACGUAAAACAAUUUUGUGAUAUAUUAGCAUCUCAAGGAUUCCUUGUUGUAUUACCCGAUUAUCUUCGAGGGGAUUAUUGGACUACUGAAAGAUUCGCGAAGGAAGGAAAUCAGUUACGUGAUUGGCUAAAAACAAAUGCUCCUCCUGAAAAAGUUCUUCAACUCACUACUCCAGUUGUAGAGCAUAUUCGUAAAGAACAUAAAGUUCAAAAUAUUGGAUAUAUAGGAUUCUGUUGGGGUGGCAUGAUUGCUUCUAAACACUGCAAAGAUCCUGCAUUCGACGCUUGUAUAUUAAUUCAUCCAGGAUUUUUGGAUAUUGAAGACUUUAAGGAGAGUCAAUGUCCUAUUGCGUUUAUACCUUCUAAAGAUGAACCUGAUCUUGAAAGCCAAUUUGUUAAAGAUCCAGUUCUUACCAGCAAACCAUAUGCUAGCAAAAUCGUUCAUCGUAGAUUUGAUAACCUUCACCAUGGUUUUGCAGGAGCUAGGGGUAAUUUUAAAGAGCCGGCUAAUGCUGAAGCUGUAAACGAAGUUACUUCAAUUUGUGUUAAGUUCCUUAACGAAAAUUUGG